This is a messenger RNA of Rubroshorea leprosula, 704 nucleotides long. Lineage: Eukaryota; Viridiplantae; Streptophyta; Magnoliopsida; Malvales; Dipterocarpaceae. The record is from the annotation of a GenBank genome assembly.
AAAUAACAAUCAUGCAUUUUCGAGGGCCAACCCCCAACCCCAUUUCAAAUAAGUUAGGUUAGAUCCAUCAAGUUAGAUCUCCUACUUGAAUGCACUUCGAUUUGGGCUCAAGCGGAUAUUUUUUGGUGGAUUUUUUAUUCGCAGUCAUGCCGAUACCAUGGACACCAUUGCUGUUGCAGUUCAUUUCUGGUCUAAAGGUGAGGCUAAAGCAAUGUUCUUGAGGCAUGAAGGGUUCCUUGGAGUACUGGGCGCAUUCAUGCAUGAGCUACGAAAAGAGAGUCGCUGUGGCUUAACAGUAGAUGAAGCAGCACAACAAUUCCAAAUAAGUGUAUCCCAUGCUGCCGAUUAGAUCGAUCUAUUGCCCCCUAAGUCAGGAUUUGAAUGACAGUAUUGAGUGCAGUGUCUAUGUAACCAAGCAUCGAUCAUUUGUAGCAUCAUCAUCUUUCUUGGGCUUACAUACAGACUAAUCAAGGCAAAUUUUUGGAAACCCUACUUCCUCUGAAACUGAAGGGUAGAAAGUUGCAUAAACAUGUGUAACAUGGUUGAUACGUUGUAUUUAUAGGACCCUUGAAUGGAAAGGAUAUAGAAACAAUAAAAAGAGUGAUGGCUGACAAUUAAACAUGAUCGUGUAGUGUCUGUGCCUGCCUCCGUUGUGCCCGCCAUGUGUAUGUGGCUUGUUUAACUAAUAAAAUAGUUUCUACCAA